AUGCCGGGACUGCCGGAAACCGACAAACUGACGCGCUACAGCGUCGCGGCUGACGAGUGGACGGAGCGCGUCAGCGGCCAAUUUCGAGGCGAAGCCCACGCCUGGUGGCAGCAGACGGGCGAGUACGACAUGGACUGGAGCGACUUCACUCACCGCCUCGAGUCGCGGUUCAACGACUCUCGCGCGCGCGCGCGAUGCCAGCGUGAACUGUUUUGUCGUGCUCAGACCCGCGGCGAGAGCGUGGAAGCCUUUGUGCACGAGAAGCUCCGCCUCCACAGACGCCUCGCGACGGGCAGCCGGUUUGGGGACAUGCUGUCCAGUAUUGUCGAGUUGCUAACACCGGAGUUACGCCCGUUUCUGCGGGGGGCAGCCGGGGAAAGCCUGGACAGUUUCCUCACACUAGCACGGGACAUAGAAGAGGACCUCAAGGCUGCGCAGUACACGCGCGGCCCGCAGAGAGAUGCAGCAGGACCAUCACGAGGAGGGGGCUCAUCACAGUCGGCCCCCUCAGACCUGUCGUGGCGCCAGACGGGCCGCGCUGGAGGGAGCGCGCGAGGGAGGCGCGCCGUCGGCGGGAAACGUGGAGCCGGGGGCGGACAGACGGCUGGGCGCCGCGCCCCGGGGCAUAAACUACCAGAGGAACCAGCGACAGAACUAAUCCACCGGUUAUGGCAUCCGUCGGAGACUCGGACGCCGCCUGCGGAGCAGGACCAAGCGCCGUCGGAUGAUGGCGGGGAUCGGGCGCGGCCUGAGCCAAAUGCCCCUGUGCCGGGGUCGCCAUCAGGACAGAGGAGUGCCACCCCGACUCCCGCGGCCUCGUCACCAGCCGUCCAGGAGCCGGACGUGUCUCUCCGGCGGCCUGCCGCUGGCGGAGGAGCUCACCGAGGGGACGACACGCUGGUGCCGGAGCUGCCAGCAGAGCCCCUCCUGGGCUCCCCACGUCCGGAUGACAUGAGACUCGCGAGCGAGGUGGGCCGGGUGCCAGUCCACUUGGGGCGAGUUGGACCCGAGGAACCAGAGCUGCUGCGGAUACCAGUUCGUGCCGACGACCGGGAGAUGCUGGCCCUGGUGGACACCGCAGCCAGCCGAUCCUUCGUCGCGGCUCACUUGGUCGCCGAGGAGGUGGUGGUACCGCGCCUGGAGCAGGUGCAGCAGGCCAUCAGGGACACCAGCACGACGGCGAGGGGCACAACCCAGGUAACACUGAACAUCAUUGGUCAUGUCAGUCGCAUCGAGGCCUGGGUGGUCCCCGACCUGCGCGAGGGGCUGAUCUUGGGAGCACCAUGGCUGCACGAGGUCGACGCCGCUGUGGAGGUGCGGGCCGGACGGAUGCACUUUGGCACCCGCGGGCGCUGGACGGUGUACGGCAUCCACCAAAGCCCCCCUCCCCCUCCUCAGUCAGUCACCCGCCUGGAGGACCUCCGGCACAACGUCCCGGCAGAGUAUGCUGACGCCAUCAGUUGGGCCCUCGAGUCCCGACCUCAGGUAUUUGCGGCGGUGGACCGGUUAAGGCGCACGACAAUGACGGAGCACAGUAUCCCUAUGGUGCCGCACCGCCAGCCGUUUGAGAGUGUGCAUGGGUUCGGGCCCCGGGAGCACGAGGCGAUCCAGUCCCAGGUGGACGAGAUGCUGCGCGACGGGGUCAUCGAGCCCAGCACCUCCCCAUACAACUCGAGGGUGGUGCUGGCCACUAAGAAGGACGGGAGUUUACACUUCUGCGUAAACUUUAAGGCUGUCAACAGACUGACGAUCCCCGCUCCCCCCCCGCAGAUCAACAUCACUGACGCCUUGGCCGGGCUGGGCGACGCAAAAAUGUUCACGACGCUGGACCUGAAGUCUGGCUACUGGAAGGUGCCGGUAUGCCCCGCCGACCGUCCGAAGACGGCGUUCACUGCGCCAGACUGUCGGCGGUACCAGUUCUGUGCCAUUCCGUUCGGGCUCAUGGACGCCCCGGCCACGUUCCAGUCUAUGAUGGUGCGCGUCCUGGACAGGUACAUCGGCGUCUUCGCCAGUGCCUAUCUGGACGACGUCAUCGUCUAUUCCGGGACGUGGGAAGACCAUGCGCACCACCUGGCGCUGGUCCUGGAAAGGCUGGCCAGACACGGACUGACUUGUGCCCCGAACAAGUGUCACAUCAAGGCUGAGGAGAUCGUGUUCCUGGGGCACCUGGUGACGGCGGAGGGGUGCCAUCCGCGUCCUGCCCAGCUGGAACUCAUCGAGGAGAAGCAGGCGCCGAAGACUAGGAAGCAGCUCCAAAAGCUUAUGGGACUGCUGAACUGGCUGCGGUCUUUUGUGCCUGACUUCGCGACGAUCACGGCCCCGAUGACUGACCUGUUGUCUCCGAAGGCCAAGUUCCGGUGGACGCCCGCCGCGGACAAGGCCCUGCGCCAGGUCAAAGACCGUUUCCGGAACUGUCACACGCUGUCGCGACUGAAACCUGACCAACCCAUCUUCGUCCAGAUGGACGCCAGUCAGGAGGGGAUGGGUGCGGUGCUCUACCAGGUGGACGGCGACGGUGUCCGGCGUGUGAUUGAGUACCCCAGUGCGAAGUUUGGGCCGGCUGAGAGGAGGUACCACGUGAACGAGCAGGAGUGCCUGGCAGUCGUCUGGGCUCUUCAGUGCUAUCGGCACCACCUCGAAGGCCGCUCGUUCACGCUUAGGACCGACAGCCAGUGCCUUCGCUGGUUGGACUCCGCUCAGGGCUGGAAGUCCAAGUUCACUCGCUGGGCCAUGCUGAUUCAGGAGUUCUCGUUCUCGGUGGAACACGUCCCGGGACGGGAAAAUCAGCUGGCCGACGAGCUGUCCAGGAAUCCGGAUCCCACGAGUGUGUUCCGCGACGACCAGGGCUGGGAGGAGGUGCUUCCUCCGAUUCACGAGCCCGUCGUCGAGAACCCGGGGCCGCGGCCGUGCGAGUUGUAUGCGCUGCCCGACCCCGCUGUCCCCGAACCAGACACGCCACCGGAGACGCUAGCCGACUUGCUUUUGCGGGUGCGGGCGGAGCAGCUCCGGGACCCAGACACCCAGUCCCGGCUGGCCGAGUGCGGGGAGAAAGAGGUACCGGGCCACCGGAGUCUUGACGGCGUGCUCCAGACCAGGGGGCCACACAAGUCGGGCAGGUGGCGGACCCACAUGCCGCCAGAGGCCAGGCAGUGGGCCCUGUGGUAA
This is a messenger RNA of Bacillus rossius redtenbacheri, 3165 nucleotides long. RefSeq lists its product as uncharacterized. The transcript has 4 exons. Bases 1 to 3165 code for a protein of 1054 amino acids. Lineage: Eukaryota; Metazoa; Arthropoda; Insecta; Phasmatodea; Bacillidae. The record is from RefSeq and is a predicted model, not a curated record. Gene Ontology annotation, molecular function: nucleic acid binding.